This is a messenger RNA of Spinacia oleracea (spinach), 2407 nucleotides long. RefSeq lists its product as uncharacterized. The transcript has 4 exons. The record is from RefSeq and is a predicted model, not a curated record. The coding region runs from base 565 to 2139 and encodes 524 amino acids. Lineage: Eukaryota; Viridiplantae; Streptophyta; Magnoliopsida; Caryophyllales; Amaranthaceae.
UUUGAUUCUCUCCUCUCUUCUUUUCCUUAUUUUCCCUUUCUCUCUUUUCUAUAUAUCCCGACACUCGACCACCUAAACUAACUGACAUCCACAUUACUUACGAGAGUGUAAAUAUGUAUUGCGCAUGUGGUAGUAUAGGCGAAAAGGGGAUGUAGAAUGAAGCAAGUAUUAUGAUUAAUGCGUUUGUUUUGUUUUUUUUAUGAUUAAUGCGUGUUCUUGUAGGCAAGAAAUACACUUCACGCAUGCAUUUUGCUAGAAGUGCACUUCACAUGUUUAUAUAACGUACAAGAAUUUGGAUCCUUUAGUUACACUUCGUUAUUUACUGUUAGCUCUGCUCUCCCACAACAUUAGGAGUCUUAAUAGUAAUUUUUAGCUACUCAAUUCUAUUAAUAGCAUGUUGAAAAUGUAAUUUCCUAUAUAAUUAAACGUUAGAAAUUACUAGUAUGAGAAAAUAAUUAUAAAAAAUAAUAAAAAGUUACUCGUAGCUUACAAUUAAUACUUCAUUGGUCUAUCUAUAUAUAUAUGAUAUUAACAGAAAUAUAUUCCCUACAUAACAUAUAAAAAAUGGGAAAGUUGUUAAAAAAUAGUUAUUUAUUGUUUAUGUUUUGGACAUUGGCAUGUUGUAAGGGAAGUUUUUCUGAGAAGAAUGAAACAGAGAUGUAUAAAUCAGCUAUAGGUGAUCCAGGAAUGCAAAGAGAUGGGUUGAGAGUGGCCAUUGAAUCAUGGAACCAAUGCAAUGAAGUCGGCCAAGAAACUCCCAACUUUGGGAGUCCAAGAGCUGCUGAUUGUUUUGAUCUUCUUGAAGAUCCAAGGAAGAAGGAUUGUAAUUACACAAUACAACACAAAGUGACAGAGCAAGACAACAUACUAGGAGUAGGGAGCCCAAUUCCGGGAGGAAGCUCAGAAUCCUUGAACAAUGUAGACCUAUAUGCAGCAGAAAAAGAAGUUUAUUUAGGGUCAAAAUGUCAAGUAGAAGACAAGCCAAACCCAUGGCAAUUCUGGAUGAUCAUGUUAAAAAAUGGAAAUAUGGACACCUAUGCUGCCUUAUGCCCUAAGGAUGGCGAGAAAGUUGGCCCUUAUGGACCUGAUACUCGCUUUGAUUGUUUUGGAAAAGGAUGUAUGAGCCACCCUACCAUGCACCAUAACUACACUACAUUAGUAAGGGGAACUACUCUAAGGGGGCGAUUUUACGGGACAUGGGAUGUUGAUGUUGAUGUUGAUGUUGAUAUUGAUAUUGAUAUUGAUUCGAGCAAAGUAGGAGUAAUUGAUGAAGCAAACAAUAUAUCUUUCUAUUCUGUCACUUGGGAAAAGGAAAUUGGGAAAGGGAGUUGGGUUUUUCGACACGUUCUUAAGACCUCUAAGAGGUAUCCUUGGUUGAUGCUUUACUUGAGAUCAGAUACUACCCAAGGGUUUUCAGGUGGUUACCAUUAUGAUACUAGAGGAAUGAUAAAAACAAAAAAUCUAGAAUCACCCAACUUCAAAGUAAGAUUCAAGUUGAAUGUAACUAAAGGAGGGGGUCCAAAGACUCAGUUCUACUUAAUGGAUAUGGGAAGCUGUUGGAAGAACAACGGGCAGCCGUGUGAUGGAGAUGUUACUUCAGAUGUUACACGAUACAGUGAGAUGAUCAUCAACCCUGACACUGAAUCCUGGUGCAGACCUGAUAGGUUGCAGCUUUGCCCACCUUAUCAUACCUUCCCAAAUGGAACUCGUGUUUAUCGAAACGACACAAAAAACUACCCAUAUGAUGCGUAUCACAUGUACUGUUCCCCAGGAAAUGGCAAGUAUUUAGAAGAACCUAACAGCAGAUGUGAUCCUUUUAGCAACCCACAACCUCAAGAAAUAUUGCAGAUUUUACCUCACCCGGUAUGGGGUGAAUAUGGUUACCCUACAAAGAAAGGGGAAGGUUGGAUUGGCAAUCCCAAGACUUGGUUGCUUCAUGUGGGGAGACUCUCGCAAACUUUAUAUUUUUACCAGGAUCCAGGAACUAAACCUAUCAAAAGGCGAUGGACAUCCAUAGAUUUAGGAGUUGAAGUAUAUAGAGACCCUGAUCAAGUUAUAGAAUGGACUGUCACCGACUUUGACAUCCUUGUACCAGGAGACACUUCUUCGAUUCAAAGUAACAAUAAGUCGGUAUUUUAGCAGGAACGAACUACUGUAUAAUCUAAUACAGGGGUCACUUUGAUCUUUAGGCUGCUUUUAAUGGCGUUCAGAAAACAUCCUCAACAAAAGUAACUGUUAUGCACUUGUACUUUCUCGCCAAGAUAUUGGGGAAUGUAUUAUUCCAACUGUAUGACCAAAAUCCACAUAACAGAAAUUUUUAUUACAACGAAAUUUCUGGGAUGAGGAAUUGAAAUCCCUGUAUAAACCGAAAGACAUAUUCUUCCCUCUGGAAACUGUUUACCAGAAA